AUGGCCCAGACGGAGUUGGCCUUAAGCGCUUGUUUGCUCUUUCAGCUCGUGUGGGCAGUGGCCGGGCAGAGCGGCCGGCAGAGGGUCUACUAUGUGGGUAUAGUGGAAGACUAUUGGGAUUACGCACCAAGUGGAAAAAACCUGCUCAACGGACAGGACAUUCGCGGUGAUGAGUUUGCGUCCGUUUUUCUCGCAGAGGGUCCAGAUCGAAUUGGCAAAGUUUAUAAGAAGGCAAUGUAUCGCGAGUUUACUGAUGGCACAUUUACGCAGCUGGCUCCACGUGCACAAUGGCUGGGAUACCUGGGUCCUGUGCUGAGGGCCGAAGUGGGUGAUGUGAUGGUGGUGCAUCUGAAGAACUUUGCAUCGAGAGGCUACUCAAUCCACCCACACGGAGUCUUUUAUGAGAAAGAUGCAGAAGGGGCGAUGUAUCCAGAUGGUACUUCUGGACGGUUAAAAGCAGAUGACAAAGUGCCACCCGGAGGUCGCUUCACUUAUCGCUGGGAGGUCAGACCCGAGUUUGCACCUACAGAUGAUGAUGCUAACUGCCUAACUUGGGUUUACCACUCUCACAUUGAUGCCCCCAAAGAAAUUAACUCAGGGUUAAUUGGAGCUCUUCUCACCUGUAAGAAAGGAAUCUUAAAGGAGGAUCUGUCUCGCAGUGAUGUCGACCAGGAUGUCAUUUUGAUGUUCCACAUUGUGGAUGAAAAUUACAGCUGGUAUUUGAAAAGUAACAUGCGUAACCUCACAGAACCACCUGAUGUAGAAGAUGAAGACUUUAUUGAGUCGAACUUGAUGCACGCCAUUAACGGCUACAUGUUUGGAAACUUGCCCAAUAUUGAGUUGUGCCAACACCAGACAGUGGCCUGGCAUCUUUUUGGGAUGGGUAACGAGCAGGACAUUCACUCCGUUGUCUUCCACGGGAACACAGUCCUGGACCGUGGACACCGAACUGAUGUCUUGAGUUUGUUUCCUGCCACGUUUACCGCCGCUGAGAUGGUCCCAAAGGCAAAGGGAAAGUGGCUCCUGGCGUGUCAGGUUAAUGACCACAUGCAGGCUGGAAUGCAGGGCUAUUACGAGGUAAAAUCCUGUGGCAGUGAUGUCAGCCCCACACCAAACACUGGGCCGGUUCGAACGUACUAUCUGGCAGCAGAGAAGGUGCUUUGGAAUUAUGCACCCUCAAGAAGAGAUUUGAUCGCAAAUGUCUCUUUAACUGAACCUGAUAGUGCCUCAGAGGUGUUUUUUGGCAAAGGAGCUGGUAGAAUUGGUGGUGUGUACAGAAAGGUGAUAUAUGCAGAAUAUACAGAUAGCAGCUUCACCACAAAGAAACCCAUAUCACCUGAACACCGGGGAAUCCUGGGCCCAGUGCUGCGAGCGGAAGAAGGAGACACACUUGAAGUCAUAUUCAAGAAUUUGGCUGACAGAAACUACAGCAUCCAGCCGCACGGACUGCACUACGGCAAACUCUUUCAGGGCACCAGCUACAUGGAUGGAUUGGAGAAUCCUGGUUCUCAUGUUGGCCCAGGGGACAUCUUUAAAUACAAAUGGCAGGUUUUGGAGGGUCCCUCAGCGUCGGACCCUUCAUGUAUUCCGUAUCUUUACUACUCUGCAACUGACUCGGUCCAAGACACCAGCUCUGGACUCGUGGGACCUCUGCUUGUGUGCAAAAAAGGCUCUUUGACAGAAAACGGAACCCUGAGGGGUGUGGACAAAGAGUUUUUUUUUCUCUUUUCUGUCAUGGAUGAAAACUUGAGCUGGUAUUUAGAUGAAAAUAUUCAGCAGUUUGGCAGUAGCCAGUCUAAUCCAGAGGAUGACGAUUUUAUUGAAAGCAAUAAAAUGCAUGCUGUAAAUGGCCUGAUGUAUGGGAACCUGCGCGGCCUGGAGAUGUGCGCUGGGGACCGGGUGCGAUGGUACACUUUUGGCUUGGGCACUGAGGUGGAUCUCCAUGGAGUUUAUUUUCAAGGCAACACUUUUGAGAAGCAGAGCACCACUCGGGACACUCUCAGCCUGUUUCCUCACACCACCUCCACCGUGGACAUGCGGCCAACCAGCCCCGGUGUAUUUGAAGUGAGCUGCAGAGUAACAGACCACUACUCAGCCGGGAUGAGAGAGCAGUAUGAAGUCAAACAGUGCAACGCAGACGUCAAUCCAACUGAGGAUAAACCAACAAAGACUGUGCAAUAUUUUAUCUGUGCUGAGGAAAUAGUGUGGGACUAUUCUCCAGAGAGGAACUGGGAGCUGGAAAAACAUCAAGUUCCAGCUGAAGACAGCCCUGGUAGUGUAUUUGUGGAACAAGGGCCAAACCGGAUUGGCUCACGCUACAAGAAGGUGGUGUACAGAGAAUACACUGAUGAGACUUUUAAAUUUAUGAAAAGGAGGUCCCCGAGCGAAACGCACCUGGAAUUACUGGGUCCCAUUAUCAAAGCUGAGGUUGGAGACCAAAUUCUGGUUACAUUCAAGAACAAGGCCACAAGACCCUAUUCCCUAACACCACAGGGCAUCAAAUCAAGUGGAUCAAACAUCCAUGUCCAGCCUGGUUACGUCAUUGAGAUGACCUGGUACGUUCCUCCAAGUGUUGGUCCAGGAGCCUCCGAUCCUGAUUGUAUCACCUACGCCUACUACUCAACCGUAGAUUAUAUCAAGGACAUGUACAGUGGUCUCCUGGGGCCCCUUGUGGUGUGUCGGGCUGGUUCUAUGACACCUGACAGGCAGAGUGUGGGUGUGGACAAAGAGUUCGCUCUUUUGUUUAUGGUUCACGAUGAAAACCAGUCCUGGUAUUUGGAUGAAAACAUCAAAACUUAUCUGGGAGUCGACCCUGGAAGCAUCACCCAAGAUGCAGAUUUUGAGGAAAGCAACAUGAUGCACGGCAUCAAUGGCAAGGUGUUUGGGAACCUCCAGGGCCUGGUGAUGACCGAGGGCCAGAGAGUGAACUGGUAUCUGUUGGGAAUGGGGAAUGAGGUGGACAUGCACACUGUCCACUUCCACGCACAAACCUUCACAUACAGGAUGGACCGCGUGCACCGGGCUGAUGUCUUUGAUCUCUUCCCCGGGACGUUUCAGACUAUAGAGAUGGUGGCUCAGAGCCCAGGCACCUGGUUACUGCACUGCCACGUCAUGGACCACAUCCAUGCAGGCAUGGAGACCACCUACACCAUUCAAGCACUCACCUCUACUGUUCCCGGCAGUGGAUGGCGUCUGGAUGCCUUUGCGGUGACGCUGCUUUUGGGACUUCUGGCUUCAGCUGAACUUCAGUAG
Molecule: messenger RNA, 3252 nt
Organism: Knipowitschia caucasica
Lineage: Eukaryota; Metazoa; Chordata; Actinopteri; Gobiiformes; Gobiidae
Source: the annotation of a GenBank genome assembly